Messenger RNA from Necator americanus (New World hookworm), 873 nucleotides. RefSeq lists its product as uncharacterized. The coding region runs from base 1 to 873 and encodes 290 amino acids. The record is from RefSeq and is a predicted model, not a curated record. Lineage: Eukaryota; Metazoa; Nematoda; Chromadorea; Rhabditida; Ancylostomatidae. The transcript has 6 exons.
AUGUACGCAUCGCCUUCAAGAGGGAAAACAUUAUUAUUAUUAUUAUUAUUAUUAUUAUUAUUAUUAUUAUUAUUAUUAUUAUUAUUAUUAUUAUUAUUAUUAUUAUUAUUAUUAUUAUUAUUAUUAUUAUUAUUAUUAUUAUUAUUAUUAUUAUUAUUAUUAUUAUUAUUAUUAUUAUUAUUAUUAUUAUUAUUAUUAUUAUUAUUAUUAUUAUUAUUAUUAUUAUUAUUAUUAUUAUUAUUAUUAUUACUAUUAUUAUUAUUAUUAUUAUUAUUAUUAUUAUUAUUAUUAUUAUUAUUAUUAUUAUUAUUAUUAUUAUUACUAUUAUUAUUAUUACUAUUAUUGUCGUUGAUCGUCGAGACGGCACUUGUUUUCACUUCCGAUCACUACCGAGGGUUACCGUUGUCAUCUCCACCUUGUACGUUUACUAUUCGGAGUUCUACUGGAACAGAUCUCUUGGUAUCAGUUACCACGUCGUCGUCUAUUUCACUUCGUAGACCGCUCAGUUCCAGAGAUCUUGUGAUUCGUGACGAGCAACGCGUAUUCAUCGCUAAUCGAGAUCCAAAGACUUAUCGGCUCUUCUCCAGUCCAAUAACUGUGGAAAUGCCAUUGAGUUUGAGUUUCCGAGCAGUGGUAGUGGUUUCUGCUGUGGCCGAAUGUGAUCAGCACACAUUUCGAUGCGGAAAUCCUUGUGAUUUUGGAGUAUCACAGAAAGUCGAAGACAGAACCGUUAGAGCACCAAAAGAAGAGAUUUGUCGUCUACCGACGUACCAGUCCGAGCUCUACAGUCGACGUCAAAGUCUUCCUGUUCCACCUACUGCAAUCCGUUCAGGACGUCUUAAAUGGAAAAGAACAUCAGUUGGAGCUAAAUAA